GCGGAUGAAGCGUAUUUCAUUGGCCCUGCUCCAUCUCAGCAGAGCUACCUUGCAAUGGAAAAAAUCAUUCAAGUGGCCAAGAGCUCUGCAGCACAGGCCAUCCAUCCAGGAUACGGGUUUCUUUCAGAAAAUAUGGAAUUUGCUGAACUCUGUAAGCAAGAGGGCAUUAUUUUUAUAGGUCCUCCUUCAUCUGCAAUUAGAGAUAUGGGAAUAAAGAGCACAUCCAAGUCCAUCAUGGCGGCUGCUGGAGUUCCUGUUGUGGAAGGUUACCAUGGCGAGGAUCAAUCUGACCAGUGCCUGAAAGAGCAUGCUGGGAAAAUUGGGUACCCUGUUAUGAUCAAAGCCGUCCGUGGUGGAGGAGGAAAAGGCAUGAGGAUCAUUAGAUCCGAAAAAGAAUUCCAAGAGCAGUUAGAAUCAGCCAGGAGAGAAGCUAAGAAGUCCUUCAAUGACGACGCUAUGCUAAUCGAGAAGUUCGUGGACACACCAAGGCAUGUGGAAGUCAUGUUUGGUGAUCAUCAUGGCAACGCAGUGUAUGUUGAAAGAGACUGCAGUGUGCAGCGGCGCCAUCAGAAGAUCAUUGAGGAGGCCCCAGCGCCUGGUAUUAAUCCUGAAGUAAGAAGAAGUCUGGGAGAGGCUGCGGUCAGGGCUGCUCAAGCUGUCAAGUACGUGGGAGCAGGAACUGUGGAAUUCAUUAUGGACGCAGAGCACAAUUUUUAUUUCAUGGAGAUGAACACAAGGCUGCAAGUGGAGCAUCCUGUCACCGAAAUGAUCACCGGAACUGACUUGGUGGAGUGGCAGUUCAGGAUUGCAGCAGGAGAGAAGAUUCCCUUGAGCCAGGAAGAAAUCCCUCUGCGUGGCCACGCCUUUGAAGCUAGAAUAUAUGCAGAAGACCCUGAUAAUAACUUCAUGCCAGGGGCCGGACCGUUGGUUCACCUCUCUACCCCUCAGGCAGACAUGACUACAAGGAUUGAAACUGGAGUACGGCAAGGAGAUGAAGUCUCGGUGCAUUACGACCCCAUGAUCGCAAAGCUCGUGGUAUGGGCUGUGGAUCGUCCAUCAGCCCUGUCGAAACUGAGGUACAGCCUUCAUCAGUACAACAUUGUCGGCUUGCGCACCAAUGUGGACUUCCUGCUCCGGCUGUCUGGCCACCCAGAGUUCGAAGCUGGGAAUGUGCACACUGACUUCAUCCCUCAACACCACAAGACACUGCUGCCCUCUCACAGCGUCAUAGCCAAAGAGUCUGUGUGCCAGGCAGCUCUGGGGCUCAUCCUCAAAGAGAAAGCUAUGACCAGCGCUUUCAAAGUGCACACCCAAGAUCAAUUCUCUCCGUUUUACUCUCAGCGUGGGAGAAGACUGAAUAUCUCUUACACCAGAAACAUGACUCUGAGAGCUGGUAAAACUGAUACAGUCAUAGCUGUGACGUAUAACCGUGAUGGGUCAUAUGACAUGCAGAUUGGAGAUCAGACCUUCCGAGUCCUUGGUGAUCUUUGCAGUGAGGGAGGCUGCACCUACUUGAAGUCUUCUGUUAACGGAGUAGCCAGUAAAUCCAAGUUCAUCGUCCUGGACAACACCAUCUAUCUGUUUUCCAUGGAAGGCAGCACUGAAAUUGGCAUUCCAGUACCCAAGUACUUGUCUUCUGUGAGCUCAGAAGGAACUCAGGGAGGUGCCAUCGCUCCUAUGACUGGAACCAUUGAAAAGGUGUUGGUGAAAGCUGGAGACAGAGUAAGAGCCGGAGACUCUCUGCUGGUUAUGAUCGCCAUGAAGAUGGAGCACACCAUAAAAGCUCCACAGGACGGCAAGAUAAAAAAGGUGUUCUUCAGAGAAGGGGCCCAGGCCAGCAGACAUGCACCAUUAGUGGAGUUCGAGGAGGAGGAAUCAGACUGACGCACGCCAUAAUGAACUGUGUCCAUCACAGAGAGCCGGCUGCACAGCAUCUCAGAUGCCUGGAUACAGCAAGUGCCUCUUCAGUCUAAAUCCCGGAAAGAGGAGCUUUAUUAAAUAAGAUGAUGGGAUUGGAUGAAAGCCCUUUCGUACUCACAAGUUAUCUCAAAAGAUUUCUUAGAAAUAAAACUGAGCUGUAUUUUUUUUUUUA
This is a messenger RNA of Arvicola amphibius (Eurasian water vole), 2092 nucleotides long. It is a transcript of the gene Mccc1, whose product is annotated as methylcrotonyl-CoA carboxylase subunit 1. Gene Ontology annotation, cellular component: mitochondrion. Lineage: Eukaryota; Metazoa; Chordata; Mammalia; Rodentia; Cricetidae. Gene Ontology annotation, molecular function: metal ion binding; methylcrotonoyl-CoA carboxylase activity; ATP binding. The record is from RefSeq and is a predicted model, not a curated record.